Molecule: messenger RNA, 225 nt
Organism: Caenorhabditis remanei
Lineage: Eukaryota; Metazoa; Nematoda; Chromadorea; Rhabditida; Rhabditidae
Exons: 2
Coding region: 1-225 (74 amino acids)
Source: RefSeq, a predicted model, not a curated record
AUGAAAUUGAUUAACAUCCUGCUUCUCCUUGUUGUGCUUUCGCAGUUGAAGAAUGUUACCCUUGUCGAAGAGUCAGAAGACGACGACUUCGCAUAUUUUGUAACUCAGAGAAUGCUGGAAUUUCACAGGAAAAUGCUAGCUGACUCGACAAAAAAAACAACUCCUUCACCAUCAAAAAGAUGUGGUGGACCACUAUCCAGUUUUGUUUCUGUUGUCGUCGUGUAA